UUCCGGUUGCUGGAUUGCGGUGGACAAUGGCGGCGCUGCUGAAAGGGCUGCGUUUGGUUAGUUCAGGAAACUUAUCACUUUAUGGCAUUAAAAGUUUACAGUAUAAAUCAACAAGGAUUUUGUGCCAGUUGCCAUGCAAAUCAUCAUACCAAAGGAGACCGUUCUCAAAUAAGAACAUGACAGUGGAACUUGACAGCAAUACAGGAGUUGCAGUGAUUCAGAUGAAGAAACCUCCAGUUAACAGUCUAAGCCUGGAAUUCCUCACAGAAUUUGCCAUUAAUAUGGAGAAACUUGAAAUGGACAGAGAAUGUCGGGGUGUAGUUCUCACUUCUUCUAUUCCUAAGAUCUUUUCUGCUGGCUUGGAUAUCAAUGAGAUGUAUGGGAAGACACCAGAGCAUUCUGGAGAGUUCUGGAGAGCUGUUCAGGAAAUAUGGUUGAAGUUGUAUGGCUCCAAUAUGGUGACAAUAGCUGCAAUCAAUGGAUCCAGCCCUGCUGGUGGAUGCCUCAUGGCAUUAGCAUGUGACUACCGAAUUAUGGCAGAUAAUCCAAAGUAUGCAAUAGGGCUAAAUGAAACCAAACUUGGAAUUGUUGCACCAUUCUGGUUCAAGGAUUCCAUGAUUAAUGUCAUUGGAAGAAGGGCCACAGAGCAUUCUCUCCAGCUAGGUCUCAUGUAUAGUGCUUCAGAUGCCUUGAAAAUUGGACUUGUCGAUCAACUGGUAGCACAAGAUAAAAUUAUGACACAUGCUUUGAGUGUAAUGUCAGAAUGGCUGGCUAUUCCAGAUCAUGCUCGACAAAUUACCAAAUCCAUGAUGAGGAAGCCAACACUCGAUCGACUUCUAACCAACAGAGAAUCAGACAUACAAAAUUUUGUUAAUUUCAUCAGCAAAGAUUCCAUUCAGAAGUCUCUCCAACUGUACUUGGAGAUGCUGAAGCAAAGAAAAAGCUAAAUAAAUGUACUCUAAAAAAGAAUCCCAAUAUAUUUGUUUACAUGGUAUGAUGGAUAAUAAUUUUUCAGAUUUUUGUACAGGAUUUUCUCUUUCAAUUGAAUAUUAUUAACGUUAGAUUAUUGAAUAUUGUUUGUAGUUUUUCAAAUUGAUUUUGCAAAAUGUAUCAAUUUAUAUCCUAACUCUUUGCAAUAUUAAACUUGAAGAUGUGUAAUUCUGCUGCCAAUAUCUUGGCAGAAUUGAUUGUGUAAUUUAAUCUGGGAGAAGAAAUUGUUUGUGUGCAUUUUUUAAGUUAAUCUCCAAAUGUGUUCUUUACUGAUUUAGUUGCAUUUAGAUCACGAGUUUCAUAUUACCCAGGUGACCACCAGUUUAUUUUUGUAGCAGACCUAAACGGUGUUUACAUUUCUGUUUUAUGGUGUUCUUAACAAGUGUCUAUCAAAUGAAUUGCUUGUAAAUAACAAAUAACUGUGAGCU
Hemiscyllium ocellatum (epaulette shark) is the source of this 1418-nucleotide messenger RNA. RefSeq names its product enoyl-CoA delta isomerase 1 (gene eci1). Gene Ontology annotation, cellular component: mitochondrion. The coding region runs from base 27 to 947 and encodes 306 amino acids. Gene Ontology annotation, molecular function: enoyl-CoA hydratase activity. NCBI's taxonomy places the organism in Eukaryota, Metazoa, Chordata, Chondrichthyes, Orectolobiformes, Hemiscylliidae. Gene Ontology annotation, biological process: fatty acid beta-oxidation. The transcript is spliced from 7 exons. The record is from RefSeq and is a predicted model, not a curated record.